Messenger RNA from Cooperia oncophora, 732 nucleotides. The record is from the annotation of a GenBank genome assembly. NCBI's taxonomy places the organism in Eukaryota, Metazoa, Nematoda, Chromadorea, Rhabditida, Trichostrongylidae.
AUGCAACGUAUAUCCGAGUGGGAUUGUCAUGGACAAACUGUUGUGGAUAUGUAUGCGGGCCUUGGUUAUUACUCCUUACGAUUCCUUGUGUGUUGUGGAGCAAAGCAAGUGGUCAGCAUUGAUUGGUCAGACGAUAUGUGUGAAGCGCUAAGAAGGACCGCUGAGGCCAACGAUGUCCAGGAUAGAAUACUUGUCAUCGAAGGGGACAGUAGAAGGGUCACACCAUGUUUGGUUGCCGACCGAGUCUUUUUGGGUUUGGUGCCUUCAUGUCGAGCUCAUUGGCUCACCGCCUGUAAAGCACUUAAAAAGGAGGGUGGCAUGCUGCACAUUCAUGAAGUGAUCGACAUUACGACGAAAGUGCCGACAAAGGAGGUGCAAGCAAAAAAAGUCCCACCACCGAGACUCGAAUCGGUCGACGAGGAAGGCUCUUCAAAAGAGAACAAGCCUAUCGCAGGUAAGAGCAUCUCAAAUCCGCCAGUAAAGGAUGUCGAAGAAAAGGGUAAAGUGAAACGUCAGCUGUCUAGAUCGCAAUCUAUUGUCGAAGAACUGGAGAGCAGGGUGUUACCCACGCCAAAGGUCCUAAGAGAUUUUGAAAAAGGUGACUGGAAGACGCUAGCGGAGCCUUACAAAGAGUUUGCCAUGGACUGCGCAGCAAACUGUACUCGAUUUCUUAACAACAUUCACCUUUCGGACACCAUGUAUUGCGUUACCAUUGUCAAUAUCACAAGGUGA